AUGUCUUCCGUACGAUUUGUUUCCACCCACAAAAAGCCGCCUUUCGGUGGCUGUCACCAAGUUGAAAUCAAGGUCGGUAGACUGAUUCCUCUCUUAGCGCAGAAGGGAAGGAAGUGGCAGAGAGUCUCUGACCUGGUACCAGGUCGCAAGGUCGAAGUCGUAAUAAUGGAUUCCGACAAAGAAUUUCUGAUUCCUUCUACACCACUGCACGACCGAUUCAAAAUUACAAUGGCCGAACAUAAGGCUAUCUACGCAACUCUAGGACUAGGCCCAAAUGCCUCCGAGUUCAGAGGCAAGCCUAGUCCAGAAGUGGAUGCUGCAUGGGACCGCGUGACGCAAACAUAUCUCUAUCCGAUGACGAAGGAAGAAGUAAUCAAGAUGGGGAAUGACCCAGAAUAUGCAGUCCUCAUGCCUGAAGAAAUGGGGUUUGGAAAAGGUCAUUAUGCCGGAUUCGCAGACGUUGAACACAAGAUCCACUGCUUAGACGUUUUGCGCAAAGAGAUUUACUCAGAUUACUACGGCGAAAAGAAGUCCCCUCUUUGA
Molecule: messenger RNA, 543 nt
Organism: Pyrenophora tritici-repentis Pt-1C-BFP
Lineage: Eukaryota; Fungi; Ascomycota; Dothideomycetes; Pleosporales; Pleosporaceae
Product: DUF3328 domain containing protein
Biological process (GO): mycotoxin biosynthetic process
Source: RefSeq, a predicted model, not a curated record